Molecule: messenger RNA, 1487 nt
Organism: Arabidopsis thaliana (thale cress)
Lineage: Eukaryota; Viridiplantae; Streptophyta; Magnoliopsida; Brassicales; Brassicaceae
Product: Putative endonuclease or glycosyl hydrolase
Exons: 5
Coding region: 86-871 (261 amino acids)
Biological process (GO): regulation of gene expression
Cellular component (GO): peroxisome
Molecular function (GO): RNA nuclease activity
Source: RefSeq, marked reviewed
AUUCAGAAUUAAGAAACCCUAGACGACGAUAUCGAGAUCGAUCCAACCAACUCUGCAGCUAACAUCUCUAAGGUUUGAUUUUCCGAUGAUGAGGGUGAUGGAGCCUCCGCCUAUCGAGGAGGCAGCUUUGGCCCCAGUAUCGGUCUUCUGGGACAUAAAAUCGUUUCCGGUUCCCGAUGGCUAUGAUGCUCGACUGGUGGGUCCGUGUAUCAAACGGAAUUUGAGGAAGUUAGGCUACACAGGUCCUAUCACCAUCACUGCCGUUGGCGUACUAUCAGAGGUCCCUCGUGACAUCCUUAAAGCAGUGUAUUCCACUGGAAUCUCUCUUAAGGAGGUCAUUAAAAGUCCGACAAACAUGUAUGCUCUUUUCCUUGAGUCCUCUCUUCUUCGUACUCCACCUCCAGCUAAUAUGAUGGUCAUAUCCCGUCCACCAUCCUACAUUCCUCGACACUUCUCUUCUAUACGUGACAAGGACCGUGAGAAGGGUCGCUACACUAUUUUCCCGUUUCCAUUCGGAGAAAUGCCUUUGACUCUUGCAAUCAGCCUCUGGGAAGACUUCCUUCUGGCAGAUCCAGUAGCUCUUGAGGAGGAGAAGUGCAGUGAAAUGGGUGAUCCAGCCUCCUGGUUCUGCGCUGUGUGUCAUCAUUUUGCUGCCCCAGAUCUUGUUACUGGCCGGGACUUGAUAGUUUCAUCACGCAUCUCUAUUCUCGACAACAUGCACAACUGCUUCAAUUCCAAACUGUCCCCUGUAGCCCUGGCUCUGUAUGCAAGCACGCAGCUCUGGCUCCCAGCAUUAGGUUUAUAUGCGUUAACAAAAAAAUUGAGGAGGAGGCCAGAGCUGAGGCUCCCCGUGAUACAACUAGUCAAUUAACUUAAAGUUUUACUUACUGUCAUUAUGUGGUGCUGUUAGAUUUGGAUGCAUUAAUUUUUAAUUAAGUAUAUAAAAAAAAUUCAUAGAAUAUUUUGUAAUUAUUAAGACUUUCUAUUGUCUAACACUAAUUAGAGGUUAAAUAUUUAAAACAAUAUAUAUUGGACCCUAGAGUAACAAAAAAAAAAGAAUUUGGAAAUUUUGUCACAUAGUCUCUACACAAAUGCACUUAGCUCACAAACCAUUGGGGAUGCUUUUAUGUAGUUCCCCAAACCUAGAAGCUUACUCAUUAGCACAUCUUACAUGCUUAUAGAGCCCGUCUCUACUAUUACAUUCUUACGUCGAAUUUAUUGUUUAAACUUAAGUUCAAAACUCAAAAGCAAACUAAAUUGGAGAAAAUAGAACGCAGCUUGCAAGUGUUUUUGAGACUACAAGCCUACAAUAUAUCUAAAGGAGACAAAAACUAGUAGGUAACCUAAUGACUAAAAGAAUUCAGCAGUCUAAAAGAGUAAUAAGGAGGCCUCUUUUAGAUUUGGUUGGUUAGGUUUUAGGUGGGUCUCUAUUAUAAUUACGCUACAAGACUAAGGAUAUUGACGUCUAUAUUUUCGUCUCCUUUCGU